AUGUCUUUCGCAAGGGGUUUUUUGCCACGACAAACGCCAAGGCAGCUGAUGCAGGCGCUGGUGGACAAUGUCGUCCAGCUCGAGAAAAAUCCUUCCGAACUACUGAAAACCUUAGCUAAGAGACGGAUCGCCAAGCAACUGCAAGCGCUUCGGGACGUGAUCUACAAAUCGACCAACGCCGAAUCGCAUGGCGAUAUGAUCAUGUCGCAGCUGUGCCAAGAUCUCUACAACACGGAUUUACUGCUGCGUCUGAUCCAGUUCCUGAUGUAUUUCGGAGUCGAGGGCCACAAGGCUAUGGUCAUGGUUUUCAACAACGUCCUCCAGCGGCGCCUCGGAUCCAGGGAGCCAACGGUGGAGUAUGUCUCCACCAAACCUGAGAUCCUGUUCGCGCUGUUAAAUGGCUUGUCCAACCCAACGAUUGCAUUUCCCUGCGGGGAGAUGCUGCGGAAGUGCAUCGAGUACGAGGAGCUGAACAAGAUAAUACUCUACUCGCCGAAGCUCUACGACAUUUUCGCCCAAACCAAAGCGCCAACCUACGCCGUCCGAGCCGAGGUGCUGUGUGUUGUGAAUAGGCUGCUCACCACCCACCAGCCGCUGAUGGCCAACUUCUUCAAGCAGAAGUACGACGAGUUUUUCGACCACUACUAUGAGCUGCUCACGUCCGACAAUUAUGUGACGCGCCGGAUGUCCAUCGAGACGCUUGGCACUAUCCUGCUCCAGCCCAGAAAUAAAUCGGUCAUGAAACAAUACGUCUCCUGCUCUACCAACCUGAAGGUGGUAAUGAACCUGUUGCUAAACAACAAAUCGCGACAAUACAUGUGCGAUUUAUUCCACGUCUUUAAGUUGUUCGUGGUGAACCCGAAAAAGCCGAAGGAAGUGCUUAAAAUACUAGUGCUCAAUCAACAGCGAUUGGCCGCGCUGUUCAGCAAUCUCCCGGACACGCAUGAAAUCGAGGAUCAGGCGAUCAUUGAAGAAAUGCGCUAUCUGGCAAACAUAAUCAAGAAACUGAAGAUGGAGACGACGGGUGCAGAAUAA
Molecule: messenger RNA, 1035 nt
Organism: Anopheles coustani
Lineage: Eukaryota; Metazoa; Arthropoda; Insecta; Diptera; Culicidae
Product: protein Mo25-like
Exons: 6
Coding region: 1-1035 (344 amino acids)
Biological process (GO): intracellular signal transduction
Molecular function (GO): protein serine/threonine kinase activator activity
Source: RefSeq, a predicted model, not a curated record